Molecule: messenger RNA, 2698 nt
Organism: Halichondria panicea
Lineage: Eukaryota; Metazoa; Porifera; Demospongiae; Suberitida; Halichondriidae
Product: DNA-directed RNA polymerase I subunit RPA2-like
Exons: 23
Coding region: 156-2600 (814 amino acids)
Biological process (GO): DNA-templated transcription
Cellular component (GO): nucleus; RNA polymerase I complex
Molecular function (GO): DNA binding; ribonucleoside binding
Source: RefSeq, a predicted model, not a curated record
AUUUACUGUAGCCGGGGUUAAAAAUUCAUGUCUGGUGAAUUGAACCCACUCAUGGGAACGCAAAACUAUUGCUGGUGAAUUGAACCCUGCAUAUUUACAACGAGCUCAUUAAAAGCAACAAAGACAGCACAUUUCUGAAAGGAUGUGUUGCCGCCAUGCUGCGCUCUGCCCUGGAUGAUGGACUCACUACACAACAGUCUGUCCUCAAGUUUAUAGGGGAGAGGUUCAGAGUCAAGAUGGCCGACACUCCAGCAUGGGUCAGCGACGAAGAUAUCACCAGAAACUUGGUGUUGGUAUAUUUGGACAAAGAUGUCGACAAGUUCAACAUGCUUGUACUGAUGACUCAUAAACUGUUUGCUCUAGCCUCUGGCAAGUGUUGUCCUGAGUCAUCUGAUUCUCCUGCCAACCAAGAGGUCCUCCUAGGAGGCCACCUAUAUCUCAUGGCCAUCAAGGAGAAGCUGGGAGGGUACCUUAACUAUGCCAAGUCUGAGCUGGAGAAACAAGUUAGAAUGCGUCUGGAAAAGUUUGAUAAUCUCACUAUUGCAAUCAAGCGUGUACUAGACCACGCCCCCGAUGUGGGUCAGUUCAUGGAGUACGUCAUGGCAACAGGGAACCUGAAGUCACGCUCUGGACUCGGCCUACAGCAGCAAACUGGGUUCACUGUGGUGGCGGACAAGCUCAACUUCUAUCGCUACCUCUCCCACUUCCGAGCAGUGCACAGAGGAGCUUUCUUCUCACAGAUGAGAACCACUACUGUUAGGAAACUGCUCCCUGAGGCGUGGGGGUUCCUGUGUCUUGUACACACUCCUGAUGGAGCACCCUGUGGUCUACUCAACCAUCUAGCAGCAGCUUGUCAGGUGACGACAUGUGUGCCCAACACCACUCAUCUGCCUCGACUAUUAGUGAGUCUCGGGAUGACGCCCACGGGAUCACCCCUACCCUCUGGUCAUACCCAAACUGACCACACCCUCCCUGUCGUACUGGACGGACGGAUCAUCGGUGAAGUGGACAGAAACAAAGCUCAAGAAUUAACUGAUAAACUGAGAACUCUGAAAUGCUUAGGGAAGGAAAAUGUACCGUCUAGUGUGGAGAUAGGACUAGUGCCUCACCUGACUGGCGGGCAGUUCCCGGGACUGUUCCUGUUCGCCACACCCUCUCGUAUGAUGAGACCUGUUCUCAACCUGGCCACCCACACACACGAGCUCAUUGGAUCAUUCGAACAAGUGUACAUGGACAUUGCUGUUGUUCCAGAAGAGGCAUACGAAGGACACACGAGUCACCUGGAGCUGGACGAGGGGAGCAUGUUCAGUGCACUAGCCACACUCACUCCAUUCUCUGACUUCAACCAGAGCCCCAGGAACAUGUACCAAUGUCAGAUGGCCAAGCAGACGAUGAGACCGUUAGAAACCUUUUCGCGUAUUUGUUUGUGUCUCCAGGGUUACGAUAUGGAGGAUGCUAUGAUACUGAACAAGGGCUCAGUGGAGAGAGGAUUCAAACACGCCACUGUGUACAAGAGUGAGAUGAUAGAUAUAUCCAACCCUGGUGUGCGUGACAAGCCUAGUCGCUUGUUUGGUGUGUUGCCAGGCAGCAAGGAGGAGGGCAAGCUGGAACAAGAUGGCUUCCCUCAGAUAGGCACUCUACUCAAAGAGGGAGACCCGUACUACAGUUAUUUUGACUUGGAUACUAAAUCGUCGCGAUUAUCUCGCUACAAGAGUAUGGAGCCAGCGUUCGUGGAUCAGGUCAAGCUGCUGGGCACCGAGACUGGGGACUCCCCCCUACAGAAAGCAUUCAUCAAGCUGAGAAUAUGUAGGAACCCUAUAAUUAGAGACAAAUUUGCCAGUAGAGCAGGUCAAAAGGGAAUCUGUAGUCAAAGAUGGCCAUCAGAGAGCAUGCCAUUCACGGAGUCAGGAAUGGUACCAGACAUUAUCUUCAACCCUCACGGCUUCCCCUCCAGAAUGACCAUUGGUAUGAUGAUUGAGAUGAUGGCGGGCAAGUCCUCUUCCCUCCAUGGUCUCUGUCAUGACUGCACUCCAUUCAAGUUCUCAGAGAAGGACCCAGCAGUCGACCACUUCGGGAAACUACUAGUGAAAGCUGGCUACAACUACUUCGGCAACGAGCGUCUCUACAGUGGUAUAAACGGUCGUGAAUUCGAAGCUGAUAUAUUUAUGGGUGUGGUCUACUACCAACGCCUGAGGCAUAUGGUGUCUGACAAGUUCCAAGUCCGAACCACAGGACCCAUUGACAUCCUGACCCACCAACCAGUGCAGGGCAGGCGCAGGGCCGGGGGGAUCAGGUUCGGAGAGAUGGAGAGAGACUCACUACUAGCACAUGGCGCCUCAUUCCUGUUACAAGAUCGUCUACUGAACUGCUCGGAUAAAUCAUUUUGUCGUAUCUGUAAGGAGUGUGGGAGUAUAGUGUCCCCGAUGCUGGACAAAGCCCCGCCCACCAUAUCCGCCCUCUCCGAUGUCCAACCAGAGUGGAGGUGUCGUAUGUGUCAGGACAAAGGUCAAAUUGACAUCAUCUCGGUCCCGUACGUAUUCAGAUAUUUAGUAGCAGAACUGGCAGCCAUGAACAUAAAAGUUCAGUUAGAAAUUAGCUAAAAUUGAUUUGUGUACCAAUUUUAGUGCAAUAUGUUGGACACCGUUAUUAGCGUUCUUGUCCCCAACACUGUGGUUAAUUGUUUGAUUGUGUUACGUUG